Episyrphus balteatus (marmalade hoverfly) is the source of this 1385-nucleotide messenger RNA. Its product is annotated as transcriptional repressor protein YY1. Gene Ontology annotation, biological process: regulation of transcription by RNA polymerase II. The transcript has 2 exons. Gene Ontology annotation, cellular component: PcG protein complex; transcription regulator complex. The record is from RefSeq and is a predicted model, not a curated record. Gene Ontology annotation, molecular function: RNA polymerase II cis-regulatory region sequence-specific DNA binding; DNA-binding transcription factor activity, RNA polymerase II-specific. Bases 217 to 1155 code for a protein of 312 amino acids. NCBI's taxonomy places the organism in Eukaryota, Metazoa, Arthropoda, Insecta, Diptera, Syrphidae.
CAUCUUGUUUUUUAAAGGAAAUUCCAAAUUCGGCCAUAUUUUGCGCCAUAUUUAAAUAAACAAUAUUUUCAAAUAUAUAAAUAACUGUAUAAUUUAUCUAUAAAUAAUAAAUAAACAAUCAAUAGAAAACACCCUGUUUCAAGAAUAGUGAAAGUUUGUUGGAACAAAAACUACACAAAAUUUGUCAGAUCGGUAAAUUCUUUAGCCAUUGCUAAAAUGGAUCAAAAGCUGCUUUCAAAAUCACACGAUCUACAAGAAAAUGAAUUGGUUUUCUUUACCGAAGACGAUAUUCCAUUAUGUGUUGAUGCUGAAAACUUUUUAGUCUAUGAUUGCAAAGAAGAUUCUCAAAAUGCAAACUUUGCAAACGACGUUGAAGUUCUAACCGAAGCUGUUGGAGAACAACAAGCUCAAAAUGUUCUAUCAACUCCGCCGAAGAUCCCAAAAUACAAUGAUCAUGUUAAAAAGCCUGCAAAACGUUGGUGUCAGAAAGAAGUCUGCAUCAAAACAAUUGAAUCGGAAUUUAAAGUUGUAAUGUGGGUUCAAGAUGAUUCCGAUCAAUCUGACCACGAAGUUACAGAACCCACCGUCAAACGAAAGCCAAGAAAGAUCAAACAAGAACCCCAAGUAGAGCAAAACUUUGAAAUAUCCGACCAAUCACAUGAAAAUAAUUUACCAAGCAUCAAAUGCACUAUAAAAUCAUGCCGAAUGUUGUUCAAAGACGUUACAAAACUACGCCAACACAUUUCCCAACAUUGUCUUGACCAACCAAAUGUGGUCGGUUAUUUGUGCACAUUCGAAAAUUGUCCAAAAGUCUUUAAAAGCAUUUCAAGUCUACGUAAGCAUAUGCACACUCAUGGCCCCAAAACAAAAGUAUGUGCCGAGUGUGGCAAAGCUUUUAUCGAUAAUUCCAAAUUGAAUCGCCAUCUGGUGGUGCACACUGGAGAUAAGCCAUUUCAAUGCACCUUUGAAGGAUGUGGCAAACGUUUUUCGUUGGACUUUAAUCUUCGAACUCAUGCACGUAUUCAUACUGGCUAUCGACCAUUUGCAUGUACGUUUGAUGGAUGUACAAAGAGAUUUGCUCAAUCGACUAAUUUAAAAUCGCAUCAAUUGAUUCAUUUGAAGAAUGCUUACAAAUUCAAAGAUUCAGAUAAAUAAUGAUGUAAUUGAAGCAAGUAGGUACUUAUGUACAUAUAUUUGAUUUUUAUUAUUUUUUUUAAUUAUUGAUUUAUAUAAGCUUGUGAAUUUUGUUAUGUUUUCUUUUUCUGUUAACUAUUCGAACUAGAUUUGGUUUGAAGUAUUUAUUGUUCAGGUUUUAUCCAAUAACUUGUAUUGAAUUAUUAUUUAUGUUUUGUAAAGAAGUUGCAUUAAAUUAUUUCUAUUUUUUU